This is a messenger RNA of Coregonus clupeaformis (lake whitefish), 1879 nucleotides long. RefSeq names its product zinc-binding protein A33-like. Gene Ontology annotation, molecular function: zinc ion binding; protein binding. Lineage: Eukaryota; Metazoa; Chordata; Actinopteri; Salmoniformes; Salmonidae. The coding region runs from base 1 to 1473 and encodes 490 amino acids. The record is from RefSeq and is a predicted model, not a curated record. The transcript has a single exon.
AUGGCAGAGAAAGCUCUUUUGGAUAGUUUCCUGUGCUGUCACAUUUGUUCAGAGACUUUCAGAGAGCCUGUUUCUCUGGGCUGCAACCACAGCUUCUGUUCCAGCUGCCUGGACAAUUUCUGGGAUCAGAAUAAAAACAAGAACUGUCCGGUUUGUAAGAGGAAAUGUUCUAAAGGAUUAGGAAUGAACUUUUCACUGAAAGAGCUAGCUGACAAAUAUGCAGGGAGAGAGAAAGCAGGGGAGUCCAGGGACAGGACUGAAGAAGGAAGAAAAGAUAAAUACUGUAUUCCAGAUGAAGACAGAGAGUUGGUAUGUAGUAAACAUAAAGAUGAACCUAAAUGGUUCUGUGAGGUGGAGCAGAGAGCUGUGUGUCACGUCUGUGAGUCUCCUGAUGAUCACGAACACACAGUCAUUCCCUUACAACAGGCCGUGAAAGACCUGAAGGAAAAACUAACAUCUGACAUAGAGUCACUGCAGGACAAGCGUACCAAAUGUGAAGACAUAGAGGAGACAUACAAUGAAAUAGUGCAAUACUCCAAGAAGCAGCUGGUAUCCACAGAGAGACAGAUCAGGGGGGAGUUUGAGAAGCUUCACCAGUUCCUGAGAGAGGAACAGAAGGCCAGACUGGCUGCACUGAGGGAGGAAGAGGAGGAAAAGGGAAAGAUGAUCGUCAGAGAGAGGAAGAACAUUCAGGACCAGAUCACCUCUUUCACAGAAAGCAUCACUGCUGUGAAACAUGAGCUGCAGAAACAGGACGUACCAUUCCUCAAGAGCUACAAACACAUCCAGACAAGCUCCAGAGCCCAGUGCACACAGCUGGAUCCACAACUGGUCUCAGGAGUACUGAUAGACGUGGCCAAACACCUGGGCAACCUGCAGUUCAGAGUCUGGGAGAAGAUGCAAGGGAUGAUCAAUUACACUCCUGUGAUUUUGGACCCCAACACUGCAUACGGCACACUCUCACUGUCUGAUGAUCUGACCAGUGUGAGCCAGAUGGGCUCAAAGCAGCACCUCCCUGACAACCUAGAGAGGAACAUGAUUUAUGCCAUAGUUCUGGGCUCUGAGGGGUUCAGCUCAGGAAUGCACAGCUGGGAGGUACAUGUAGAGGUGGGGGACCACUCUCACUGGUAUAUAGGCGUGGCCAAAGAGUCAAUUAACAGGAAGGGGGAAGCAUCUGUAACCCCAGAGUAUGGAUACUGGGCUAUAAAGCUGAAGAGUGCUAAAUACAAUGCAGGAGAUAAGACUCUCACUCUGAAGAGGAGACCCCGGGGGAUCAAAGUACAGCUGGACUACGACAGGGGGAAGGUAUCCUUCUAUGACUCCAAAGACAUGACACACAUUCACACAUACAAUGAUACAUUUACUGAGAAACUAUACCCAUAUUUCUCUACUGGAAAGGCUGGCGAUGCCAUCCAUCCUGAUAUACAGAUCUGCCAAUCAGAGGUGUCUCUGACAGUGAAGUCCUUCCAGUGAGGUGUAUACUGUAUGUUUAGGAGGGGGUGGUAGUGGGGAAGGGUAGUAGACCCAUGUGAGAGAGCUUUGUGUUUUGGUUUAAGAUGAAUCAUUUGAUAAUGAAAGGGAUUGUUCAUUAUUAAUUCUGUUUCUUGUAGAAUAUAUUUAGAUUAGACAGAUUGAACUACAGUUUAACUUAGGGUUGUACCACAGCUCUCUCGGUGUGUUUAUUGCACUGCUGGGUUUUUGACAAAUGUUUUGCUUGUCAGCAAUCCAGUUUUCAAGAAACUGUAUGUACUGUUCAGAAUGCAUCACACAGGGAUCAUUUCUGUACUUUCAAAGUUACAUAAACUAUACACUACAUGUGUAUAGUAUGUGGACACGCCUUCAAAUUAGUGGAUUUGGCUAUUUCAGCCACACCCGUUGC